AUGCAAGUCGUAUUUGCACUUUUAUUUAUCUUAGGAUGUAUUUCUGUUGCGAAUGGAUUAAGAUGUUAUGCUUGCGAAUCUGCCUCCACACCCAAUUGUGGCGACCCGUUUAGUAGUUCGUCAUUAAUACCUACGAAUGAAACGGCUGGUGCCGGUCAGCACAAAGUAUGCAUGAAGGUAAAAAGUGAAAUCAAAGGCGCUAUCCUUGUUGUGCGCAGUGGUAUACCUAUUACCGAAAGAUGUAUCGGGGGCGGGAACGGGUGCAAAUCUGUCAACAGUAUUACGACAUGCUGCUGUACUUCGGACUUAUGUAAUAGUGCACUUUCCAUUCAAAAGCAAUCAGUUCGUUUCAUGAUCAUGAUAGUAUCAACAGUCGUCGUCGUCUAUCAGUGGAUGCAAGAUAUUUAG
Rotaria socialis is the source of this 408-nucleotide messenger RNA. The record is from the annotation of a GenBank genome assembly. NCBI's taxonomy places the organism in Eukaryota, Metazoa, Rotifera, Eurotatoria, Philodinida, Philodinidae.